AGCAAGCAAGCAAGCAUCCAAAUGUGAAAGAAUUGGCGCUCCCUCUCCCUCUCCCUCCCACUCUGAACAGAACUCAGCCAUCAAUCAUCGAUCAAAAUUACAUAGAACACAAAAAAGCACUGAAUUUGGAAACGACCCUCCCUUUCCCUAGAAUACCACAUCCGGGCUUUAAAUGCUCCUUCCCCCGCAGCUUCCUCCUUCACUCCCUCCAUAGUUUGCACCCGCCCAUUCCCGCUCUCUCUUCCUCCUUACUCGACCCUUCUCCCUUCUUCGACACCGGCCCCCCAAUCCUCCCCUCCCCUCCCCUCCCUUUUCCCUCUUCUCAGCUUCUGCCUUCCUCUUCAUCUUCCAUGAUUCGACCUCCCCAGAUCCAUGGAAGUAAGCCCAUCCGCCUCUUCUUUUGAUCCCUUCCUCUCCUUCGCUUUCUCUCCUCCUCUGCCCAGAUCCCUUCCCUCCAUGUUCCUGUCAGAUCCUUGCCCUUCUCUUCCGCCCCUCCCCCUUUAAUCCCCUCUACCCCUCCAAGUUAAAGGGUUCUGAUCGAAACCCGCCUCUCACGAUGAAGGGGUCCGGUAAAUUAUUCACCAUCGGCCUCGUCUCUGCCUGGUACUCCUCCAACAUUGGGGUCCUCUUGCUCAACAAAUACCUGCUCAGCAAUUAUGGCUUCAAGUACCCCAUCUUCCUCACCAUGUGCCACAUGACUGCUUGCUCCUUGUUCAGUUACAUUGCUAUAGCGUGGAUGAAGAUGGUGCCUAUGCAGACCAUUCGAUCCCGAGUCCAAUUCUUUAAGAUCUCAGCUCUCAGCCUCGUCUUCUGCGUCUCCGUUGUAUUUGGUAACAUAUCACUUCGUUACUUGCCUGUAUCCUUCAAUCAGGCUGUCGGGGCGACGACCCCAUUCUUCACUGCCGUUUUUGCUUACCUCAUGACCCUCAAGAGCGAGGCCUGGCUCACUUAUGUCACACUUAUUCCUGUUGUUACCGGGGUCGUCAUUGCUAGCGGGGGUGAACCAAGUUUCCAUUUAUUUGGAUUCAUAAUAUGUGUUGCAGCUACGGCUGCACGGGCCCUAAAAUCAGUGUUACAAGGAAUUUUGCUCUCUUCUGAAGGAGAGAAAUUGAACUCUAUGAACCUUCUUCUUUACAUGGCUCCGAUGGCCGUUGUCUUCCUUCUUCCAGCUACCCUUAUAAUGGAAGAAAAUGUGGUUGGCAUCACGGUGGCUCUUGCUAGAGAUGAUGUCAAGAUCGUUUGGUAUCUGCUAUUUAAUUCAGCACUUGCUUAUUUUGUCAACCUGACCAAUUUUUUGGUCACUAAACAUACAAGUGCUCUUACUCUUCAGGUGCUUGGGAACGCUAAAGGUGCUGUGGCGGUAGUGGUUUCUAUUAUGAUAUUUAGAAACCCAGUCUCAGUUACUGGAAUGCUCGGUUACUCCCUUACCGUCCUUGGAGUUAUACUUUACAGCGAAGCCAAAAAACGAAACAAGUGAUACUGAGAGACAACUGCAUCUUUUAUUCAUUACAACGCAGAUUCCAUUAGGCAGAUUUGUGCAUCAUACUGGUGACCACACUUCGGAGACUUCUGAUAUUUUUCCCAUCGCGGGGAAUGCCUCAUUUAACGGUUUCCCUUUGUAUUAUCUAUUGAUCAGAGAUAGCCCACAUAAGAAAGUUCCAAUAAGUGAUUCAUUUCUGUCUAUAUAACUACACUCCCAUGUUGGGAUUAUAGAGGAAUGCCACUUUUUCUCAUAUUCUUUGGGGACAGAGCUAUAGAAUUGGAUCUCGCAUCUGUUGUUAACAUAUAUUUCAUUGGAUUUGGCUAAUGAUGUAUUAUAAUUUUUUCCCGCGCAA
Neltuma alba is the source of this 1835-nucleotide messenger RNA. Its product is annotated as probable sugar phosphate/phosphate translocator At3g11320. The coding region runs from base 557 to 1477 and encodes 306 amino acids. Lineage: Eukaryota; Viridiplantae; Streptophyta; Magnoliopsida; Fabales; Fabaceae. The transcript is spliced from 4 exons. The record is from RefSeq and is a predicted model, not a curated record.